This is a messenger RNA of Hydractinia symbiolongicarpus, 512 nucleotides long. Its product is annotated as small integral membrane protein 13-like. Bases 57 to 329 code for a protein of 90 amino acids. The record is from RefSeq and is a predicted model, not a curated record. The transcript has 2 exons. NCBI's taxonomy places the organism in Eukaryota, Metazoa, Cnidaria, Hydrozoa, Anthoathecata, Hydractiniidae.
UUGUUGAUCUUUUUUCAGAAUCCUAUUAUUUUUAGCUGAAGAAUAAAUAACUUGAAAUGGAUGAAAUAAAAGCGUAUUUUACAGAUGAAAGAAUCAACGCAGUUAAAGAUACCAUUUUGGCAUUUUCUGGUUUGGUUUUUGGAAUUAUUGUUGUUAUUCUGUUGGUUGUAUUAGGUUGGUUUGUUGUUUGGCGUAUGUUCCUUCUACGCUUCCCCUUCAUUAAGGAAUUAGUAUAUGGAAAUGAUGACGAAGGCAAGAAGAAAACGAAAAGCCAACCUCUACGAAGAAGUGUCAGGCUAAAAGAAAAGCAAUCGCAUCAUACCGAUUAAAGAAGUUAACAUUUCGCGUGCUUUUAUAAGAGUGUUUUGUAAAUCGAUUUUACAUAAAUUUUAAGUUAUUUUGGAGGUGUGUUUAUGUUAAUAGUGCGAGAACUUUGUGAAGUAUUUAAAAUUUAGAAAAAGGAAAUUAUUAACUAAUUUUAAAUAAUAUAAUUUUAACCAAUUUUUUUUAAA